Molecule: messenger RNA, 1485 nt
Organism: Phacochoerus africanus (Common warthog)
Lineage: Eukaryota; Metazoa; Chordata; Mammalia; Artiodactyla; Suidae
Gene: TMEM45B
Product: transmembrane protein 45B
Exons: 6
Coding region: 227-1057 (276 amino acids)
Source: RefSeq, a predicted model, not a curated record
UAGGGAGUGUCUGGAACCAAGGAUCACCUUGGUGGGAGGGUCCGGAGAGUGCAGGGCAGGACGAGCUUUGAGAAGGGAGGCCCAGCACAAGCAGGUGCGGGGAGGGGCAGGAAAGGGUGGGGAGGACCGGCUGGUGGCGUCUGGGCGGGUGGCGGCUCCACUCUGCACUCAACGCGGCAGCAGACGGACGGCUGGAGGCUCUCGGCGCAGGUGUCCUAGGACCCUGAUGGCAAACUUCAAGGGCCAUGCCCUCCCGGGGAGUUUCUUCCUGAUAGUUGGCCUGUGGUGGUCAGUAAAGUACCCCCUGAAGUACUUCUACCAAAAGGCGAAAAGCAGCCAGCUGACUCAUUACUAUCAGCGUCUCGAGAUCACUGAAGCUGCCAUCAGGACUUUGUUCUCAGUCAUCGGGAUCCUGGCAGAGCAGUUUGUCCCGGAUGGGCCCCACUUACACCUGUCCCAUGACAACAACUGGGUGAAGCUCAUGAACUGGCAGCACAGCACCAUGUACCUGUUCUUUGCGGUCUCGGGAAUCAUGGACAUGCUCACCUGCCUCCUCACCCACAUCCCCUUGGGGCUGGACAGACUGGUUAUGGCUGUGGCAGCAUUCAAUGAAGGCUUCCUCUUCUACUACCACGUCCACAACCGGCCGCCGCUGGACCAGCACAUCCACUCCCUCUUGCUGUACAUCGUGUUCGGAGGCGCUCUUGGCCUCGUCCUGGAAGUGAUCCUCCGGGACAACAUUGUGCUGGAGCUUUUCCGAACCAGCCUCAUUAUUCUUCAGGGCACCUGGUUCUGGCAGAUUGGGUUUGUGCUGUACCCGCCUUUUGGAGCACCUGAAUGGGACCAGAAAGAUCACGACAACAUCAUGUUCAUCACCAUGUGCUUCUGCUGGCACUACCUGGCUGCCCUCUGCAUUGUAGCCAUCAGCUACUCAGUGGUUUUCUGCAUUCUGACUCGGUCAAAGAGGCCCGGAGAGAGAGAAAUCAUUGGGAUUCAGAAGCUGAAGUCGGGCCACACCUACCAGACGGCCCUCCUGAAUGGCUCUGACGAGGAAUAGAGGCAGCCAUCGGUCCCCAGCGGAGGUGGCGUGGCCUCUGGGCACACACAUGGUGGCAAACUAUGCAGGUCCCCUCCACUUUAAGCCUCACUGCGGUCUGCUCUCAAGAGUCUGUAUGUUUGCACCUCCUCGCUCAUCCAAGUGAAGGCUGUGUUGGGAGGGGUCUCCUUUGUGAAGAAAAGCGAGGCGAGCCUUUCCCUGUGUCUCAGGGUGAAGAGAAAUCAGACCUGAAAGUUUCAGAAGUGACCUCGUGGAUGAAUUGAGGUUAUGACGCCAGCAGAAUUACUGCUUCUGAUAAUUUAGCCCUUUUUCUCUCAAGAAAGCAGGUACUUUCUUAUCAGAAAUUAAGUCAAUAAUGACAGGGCCUUUUAUUAGAGCUAUAAUUCUAAUAUACAUUUUCCAAAAUAAAACAAUCCACAAGUUUUGUA